Molecule: messenger RNA, 3640 nt
Organism: Lethenteron reissneri (Far Eastern brook lamprey)
Lineage: Eukaryota; Metazoa; Chordata; Hyperoartia; Petromyzontiformes; Petromyzontidae
Gene: SLC22A6
Product: solute carrier family 22 member 6
Biological process (GO): transmembrane transport
Cellular component (GO): membrane
Molecular function (GO): transmembrane transporter activity
Source: RefSeq, a predicted model, not a curated record
UAUAAAGUGCAACAACACCACCAGCCGUUGUUCGAUACCAAGUGGCGCUGACGCCACCGCAGCGCUUGUGCCAGGCUGAGUGCACUUUGGAGGCCACGUGAAGUGUCGAAGGAAACCUCAUCCACGCGCGCCUUAUAACGGGGCUCGAUUCGACACGUGCGGACAUCGACCCGAAGACCUGCGGGAACGAGAACGUGUCAUUAGGAAAAUUUUGUUAAAAACUCGCUUUUUUGGGAAGAAUUCAAUCAUAGACAAGCACGUGCAGUCAGACAAUUUAACGCACACAGACCAGGAGAGAAAACGAAGCGUCUUGAAUUAAUGUAUGGAGAAAGUAGUGGCCAUUUAUUGUUAUUACUUUUUUAAAUCUACCGUUUUUAGAGUGUGGAUUUAAGCGAGGUUGAGAGAGGUGUUCAGAGUGAGGGUGCGAGGGAGAAAGGAAGACACGCAGUUGGACAGACAGACACGCGUGCACACGUACAGGGCAAAAAGCGUGACCAAAGCUGAGUCUUCUUACAGCCUAGCUCCACAGUGGGAGAUACACAGAGACACAAACACACACACAGAGUUUGGUCACCAUAUCCCACAAGCCACAACAACAUCACGGACUGAUAUAGAGACGAUCGUGAGCAUUGCCCAAGAUAAAUAUUGUAUUCAACUGUUAAAGUGCUGAGCGAGCAUAUAAGCUCAAAAAGUGACACCGCCAUAGGCCGGUGGAGCAAUAUGCGCGACGGAGAGACCUAGGGAAUUGCAUAAUACAGAGCCAGGAGAGAGACUGACUCGAAGAUUGAUACACAGAGAUACACGAGACGCGUAGUAGACGCAGGGAUAGAAUAGAGACAGGUCAACACCAAUUCCACCACCGCCACCACCAUGGCUUUCGCCCAAGUGCUCGACAUCGUUGGCAGCGCGGGGCGCUUCCAGGUGAUGCACGUGCUCAUCGUCACCUUACCGAUGCUCUUCCUCGCCGCCUGCAACAUCUUCCAAAACUUUGGCGGCGCCACCCCGAGCCACCGAUGCCGCGUCCCCUGGAUCGACGGCCCCAAUGCCACCCUGGCCCAGCCGGGGCUCCAACAAAGAGGGGCCCUGCACGACGGGGCCCAGCGAAGUUCCCUUUCGCUGCUGAGAGCGGCCGUGCCUCUGAACCCCCGAGGAAAGGACAGCGCUUGCGAGGUGUACACGAAGCCACAGUGGCACCUGAUGCGGUGCGCGGAUGGCAACGGCACGGGCGGGGGCCACGGAUGUGAUGGUAGUGGCGAUGGUGGUGGCGAUGGGGGCGCACGGGCAGGUGAGGAUGUUCAGGUGGAGGGGUGCGCUAACGGAUGGAAGUUCGAUCAAAGCGAGUUCACCUCGACGAUUGUGACCGAGUGGGACCUGGUAUGCGAUCGCAGCGGGCUCAAGCAGAUGGCGCAGACCGUUUACAUGGGCGGACUGCUGAUCGGGGCCGUGGUGUUCGGAGACCUGGGGGACAGGCUUGGCCGUGGCAGGGUGCUCUCCCUGUCCUACCUGCUGACAGCGCUGGCGAGCACGGCCACCGCUUUCGCACCCAACCUCGCCAUCUACACCGCAGGGCGCUGCGUGGUGGGGCUGGGUGUCGCGGGGAUCUCGCUCAACGCGUUCUCCCUAGGUGUGGAAUGGAUCGCGAUGAAGGACCGCACGCUCUACGGAACGCUGAGCGGCGUCGCCUACACCACGGGGCAGCUCGUGCUGGUGGCGCUCGCUUACUACAUCCGCGACUGGAGGCACCUGCAGCACUCCAUCUCUGCCGCGUUCUACGUCUUCUUCCUGUGCUCCUGGUUCACCCCCGAGUCGGCAAGGUGGCUCGUGAUGCACGGCCACUACGAGCGAGCGCUGCACGGCCUCAAGCGCGUGGCCGUCAUCAACGGACGAAAGCGCGAAGCCGUACAUCUCACUGUGAACUAUCUCCGCAAAGAGCUGGAGGAGGAGGACACGGGCCCCCGUCGCUUCUACACCAUGUUCAACCUCCUCACCAUCCCUGCUCUGCGCCGCAGAACCCUCGUCAUGAGCCUCGUGUGGUUUUCCACAUCCUUCUCGUAUUAUGGAUUUUCACUCAACAUCCGGGGCUUUGCCGUCAACAUCUUCCUCAUGCAGGUGAUUUAUGGUGCCAUCGACUACCCGGCCAAGGUAGUGGGGUUGGUGGUCCUCAGCCUCCUGGGACGACGCGCUACGCAGGCCGGCUCCCUUGCGGUGGCCAGCAUCGCCAGCUUCUGCCUGCUGGCCAUUCCAGCCGAGAGCAUCACGGCUCGCACCUGCCUGGCGGUGCUCGGCAAGGGCGCGCUCUCUUGCUCCUUCAACUGCGCCUACCUCUACACGGGAGAGAUCUUCCCCACCGUCAUCAGACAGAGUGGCCUCGGCUUGUGCUCCACAAUGGCACGGGUUGGUGGGAUGCUGGCGCCGCUGGUGAUCAUGGUGGGCGAAAGUUUGCCGGCGCUGCCGCUCUCCAUGUACGGGGGCGCGUCGCUGGUCGCAGGGUCCUUGGUCUACUUCCUGCCUGAGACGCUCAACCGCCCGCUGCCAGAGACCAUCGAAGAGCUGUCGGAGGCGCACGCGAGAGACAGGGAAAUGCCCCUCAUGAAGAAGAAGAAAUAUGACACGAAUGGUGCCAAUGUGGAGCCUCAGCCAUCAUAACGUCGACCCGCUCUCCUCCCGCCCGGCCAAUGCCACCACCACCACCACCUCCACCUCCACCAAACCCAUCUACGAGCUGGUGCCGCCGGGGUCAUGCUUCGAGUCCAGGCAGCUGCCUGUGAUUAAACCUGCUUCUCAAGUGUCGUUAGUCGAUGGUGUCAGCCCGCUGACCGAUGAACUGCACACACAUCCUCAUUACCUUACAUUGCACUGCCGCAUUCAUGUUUUGCUGCCUGCCCCACUUAUUUGAUUCGAUUCUUUAAAUGUCCUUCAAUCGACAGGGAAGGUCACGGUUGAAGCACUCCUCGAUACGUGGAAUUGGAUUUUUUUUUACGUCGCGAUCAUUUUGUGAUGGUUAUGGAUUUUCCCUACGUGUCUGUGAUGAUUGUUGAGGUAUGAAUAUUUGCGUGUUAAAGGAAACUAGUGCAUGGAGACAACCUACGCAUACAGGAGGAGGCACUCAGACUCCUCUAUAGAUAGACCAGGAAACCUCCUUGCUGUACUACAUCCUGCACCACCUCAUUGCCCAGAGGUCAGGUGAUGUCUCAUGCAACACCACAUUUACCCAUCCCUGCAUGAUCCGUCAACCCCAAACUCCACCAGCGAGUCAAUGAAUUGCCACAAUUCAAUUAAACUGAGUCUUUUUUAAAUCCUUUAUAUUAAGUUCACGACCCACCAGGUAUGGACACGCAUUGUAAGCUCCGCGGCUGGCACCGUACACGAAUGGACGAGUCUGCGAACUGGGCUUUUAAAGCCGAAUGUCGCAACCUCCAACUUGCAAAUCUGCUCUUGGCCUCAAUACAGAAUUUGCUGUGCUGGCGAGCAAACGAUUUAUAUUAAGUCAAUAACGUGGACCAUGAUUUAUAUGUAUCAUGCCCUGUGGACCCAGAACGUGGCUUGUGGUUUAGAUUCACUACAACCCAUGGCCCAUGGCACCGGACAACAUGUUGAAUGUGUUGAUACUGCGGUGAUUAAAUUAAUUGUCACGAUUCAA